UGCGAACAGUAGUUCAUAUUAACUUAAUUCUCAUCGAAUUAAGAGACCUAGCCUAAGAUGGCAUUAAAAUGGGGUGUAGCGGGCGCAGGAAGAAUUUCCCACGAUUUUGUGACUGCCGUUCAAACAUACCCCAAAAGUGAUCAUGUAUUUACAGCAGUUGCCGCUCGGUCUAAAGCCAGUGCUGAGAAAUUCGCUAAGGAUCAUUCGAUUCCUCAGUCUUACGAAGGAUAUUUAGGAUUAGCGCAGGAUAAGAAUGUUGAUAUUGUCUACGUUGGCAACCUCAACCCUCAACAUUUUGAAACAGCUAAGAUGAUGCUGGAGCACGGCAAACACGUCUUGUGCGAAAAACCUUUUACUAUGAAUGAGAAACAAACAAGACGAUUGUAUCAAAUAGCACAAGAAAAAAAAUUGUUUUUAAUGGAAGCCAUAUGGUCCAGAUUCUUUCCAGCAACGAUGGAAAUGAAGAGACUUAUCGAUAGUGGAGCUAUUGGAGAGGUAUUGCAUGCUUCUGUUCAUUUUGGACAUCAGAUAGACCAUGUUGAUAGAAUUACAGCAAAGGAUCUUGGAGGCGGAGCCAUUUUAGAUCUCGGCAUCUACAUCCUGCAAUUCCAGCAGUACGUCUUCAGAAAUCUUAAACCAGUCAAAAUAGUCGUCAACGGACACGUUAACAAAUUCGGAACAGACGAUUUAUGCGGAGCUGUUAUUACAUACCCAGAAGGAAAAAUGGCUAUCGUAAGUACAUCAACUCGGUUAAAACUACCCAACGAAGGAAUUGUGGUUGGGACUAAAGGAACACUGAGGCUGCCUGACUUUUGGUGUCCUGAUAAGCUGAUAAUGCCUGACGGUAGUGUUAAGACGUAUCCGCUUCCAGUAAGUUCAGUGCCUUUCUUACAUCAUAAUAGCGCUGGUCUAUGUUAUCAAGCUGAGGAAGCAAGACAGUGCAUUAAGAAAGGUAAAAUAGAAUGUCCACAUAUAACGCAUGCAGAAUCAAUUGAGCUAGCGAGAUUAAUGGAUCUAUUCAGAAAGGAAGUUGGGGUUGCAUACCCAGAAGAUUCUCAAGAGUUUUAAACACAAGAAAGGGAAAAUGAGUAGUUAUUUACAAUUUGUUAGCAAAUAAAUAAAUUUUUUUUGUUUCUUUUGA
This is a messenger RNA of Diabrotica balteata, 1141 nucleotides long. Lineage: Eukaryota; Metazoa; Arthropoda; Insecta; Coleoptera; Chrysomelidae. The record is from the annotation of a GenBank genome assembly.